CAGUGAAGAGAUUGCAGUAGGGGUUAAUGUCAGCUCUUACGAUGGGCCAUUGCUAUACAAUUAUGAGCCGCCUAGGCGAGAGAGGGGUCAGGCAGAGGUAAGGGGAAGGGUCAAUGGACAGAGGAGAGAGAUAGAGUUGUGGUGUGAGGAGAAUCGGUGGAGAAUUGGGCAGGUGUCUUGGCCCUGGCCGUGGUCUGUGAUUGGUUGAGGAGGACCGGGCGUGGCUCACCUGUACACCUAACCCUAUCCCGGAUGGUCAGAGAGUGCCCAUUGGAUUCCCUGAGGCCGGCCUGUGAACAGCAUGCAGGGGACUAAAGACACUCCCAUGAAGACGUUUCCUUCACAGAGCCGAUGUCUGCGAUGUGGUGACUACCUGGAGUGGUCCGAGGAGCACAGCGGCCUGCUGGGCUGCCAGAGCUGUGACCCGCCGGGAGACCCUGGCCCCCGGCGGUCCAGCAGCCUGACGGGGAGAGAGGACAUGGAGAGGAGCCAGUGGGCCGCCGGCCGGGUGGGGGACGUGGAGUUCACUGGCCCCACGCGCACAAAGGCUAAGUUCGUGAGGGUGCAGAGCAGCACAGACCCCGUGCUGAUCUACCGUAUGCUGACGGAGCAGUGGGGCCUGGCUCCUCCCCACCUGGUGGUGGCGCUGGUGGGCGGCGACGAGCUGGCCCAGAUGAAGCCCUGGCUGAGGAACACCGUGAGGAAGGGACUGGUGAAGGCGGCGCAGAGCACCGGGGCCUGGUUCCUCACCAACGGCCUCCGCUUCGGGAUCACCAAGCACCUGGGCCAGGCGGUGCGUGACCACUCCCUGGCCUCCACCUCCUCCAAGGUCCGCGUGGUCGCCAUCGGCAUCGCCCCCUGGAGCAUGAUCCACAACAGGGAGGCUCUGCUUAGCGCCAAGCCCGACAACCCGGCGGUGUAUAAGUCCCAGGACCUGCCCCACGGCUCGGUCUACGCCCUGGACAGCAACCACUCCCACCUGGUGCUGGUGGAGGAGGACCCCCAGCGCCCGGGGGCCACCAGCGACAUGAGGGUCAAGCUGCUCAAACACAUCUCCCUCCAGCGCACCGGCCACGGGGGCGCCGGGAGCUUCGAGAUCCCCGUCCUCUGCCUGCUGGUCCACGGCGAGCCACGCAUCCUCACCAGGAUGAUCACGGGCAUCGGUAACUCCUCCCCCUGGCUGAUCCUGGCGGGGUCGGGGGGCGUGGCCGACAUCCUGGUCACCCUGCUCAGCAAGGGCUCAUGGGACGCCGACAGCGUCCAGGAGCUGCUCUCCGACACCUUCCCCGGGGCCCACCACGCCUCUGACCUCAGGAACUGGAUCAAACAGAUCCAGAAGAUCCUGGACCACGGGCACCUGCUCACGGUGCACGACCCUGAGCAGGAGAGCUCGGAGCUGGACACGGUGAUCCUCAAAGCCCUGGUGAAGGCCUGUAAGAGUCAGAGUCAGCAGGCUCAGGACUUCCUGGACGAGCUGAAGCUGGCCGUGGCGUGGAACCGCGUGGACAUCGCCAAGAGCGACAUCUUCAACGGGGACGUGGAGUGGCAGGCCGCCGACCUGGAGGAGGUCAUGAUGGACGCGCUCGUCAACGACAAGCCGGACUUUGUGCGCCUCUUCGUGGACAACGGCGUGAACCUGGGCGACUUCCUGACCUACGGCCGGCUGCAGGAGCUGUACUGGGCGGUGUCGGAGAAGAGCCUGCUCUACCACCUGCUGCUCAAGAAGUACCAGGAGAAGCAGCUGCUGCUGAAGGCCGCCCGGAGCCCCGGCCCCCCCGGACACCACCCCCCCGAGCAGGGCGAGAGGAAGCCCCGCUUCACCCUGCACGAGGUGUCCAAGGUCCUGAAGGACUUCCUGCACGACUCCUGCAAGGGCUUCUACCAGAAGAUCCCCACGGAGAAGCCGGCUAAGGGCCGUCUGUUCCACAGCCAGAAGAGCCUGGCGGAGCUGGAGGAGUGCUGCGAGCACCCCUGGAGGGACCUGUUCCUCUGGGCCGUGCUGCAGAACCGCCAGCAGAUGGCCAACUACUUCUGGGCCAUGAUGAAGGAUGUGUUCUUCUUCCUCUUCUUCCUGAGCGUGUGGAUGAUAGCGUAUGGCGUGGCCACCCAGGCCCUGCUGCACCCUAACGACCCCCGCAUCGACUGGGUGUUCCGCCGGGCUCUGUACCGCCCCUACCUCCACAUCUUCGGACAGAUCCCCUUGGAGGAGAUAGAUGCGGCCCGCAUGCCGGACAUCAACUGCACCGACGUCCCCGAGGAGAUCAUCAUGGGCACCCUGCCGCCCUGCCCCAACAUCUACGCCAACUGGCUGGUCAUCCUGCUGCUGGUCAUCUUCCUCCUGGUCACCAACGUGCUCCUGCUCAACCUCCUCAUCGCCAUGUUCAGCUACACCUUCCAGGUGGUGCAGGAGCACACCGACAUCUACUGGAAGUACCAGCGCUACCACCUGAUCGUGGAGUACCACAGCCGGCCUGCGCUGGCCCCGCCCUUCAUCAUCAUCAGCCACCUGUCCCAGCUGCUGCUCAGCGUGGUGAAGAGGACCGAGCCCAAGCAGGAGCACCUGGAGGGAGCUUCGGCCGGCCUGGACCAGCGGCUGAUGACCUGGGAGACGGUCCAGAAGGAGAACUACCUCGCCCACCAGGAGUGCCGACUGCUGGAGAGCAGCGAGGAGCGGCUCAGGAGCACCUCCUCCAAGGUGCAGAGCCUGCUGAGGAUGGCCGGGGGCUUCAAGGACCAGGAGAAGAGGAUGGUGAGCGUUGAAGCCCAGGUGCGGUACUGCGGUGAGGUUCUGUCCUGGUUGGCCGAGUGCUUCGCUCAGAGCACCCUGAAGUGUGGCCGGGACGCCCCCAAGUCUCCCAUGUCGUUGUCAGGAGCCCAGGUGGGGGGGGGCAGAGGCCGGCCCCAGGCCGCUGGAGAGGAGGAGGCCGAGGCCGCCGGGCCCCGGGCCAGACAGCAGGGCUACGGGGCCAACAAGAAGUUCCCGUACAUCGAUGAGGAGAAGCGCUAGAUGGAAGGACACCAGGAGAUCCAACGUGCGUUUGCUCAUUUCCAUACAGGAUAUCAAUUCAGAUAAAGACAAAUACAAUACUUUAGAAAACUCAACACUUUUAAAUUGAGUCAGUACCAAAUGUUUCAAAGCUUUUCCCUUUCACUUGAGGUGAAGACCCACCUUAGCAGAGACACGAUUAAAAUGUUUUCACUACACUAGUUGUUUAUUAUUCAGUUUUUCUUUUAUUAGCACAAUGUCAACUGUGAUUUUUCA
This is a messenger RNA of Gadus chalcogrammus (walleye pollock), 3262 nucleotides long. It is a transcript of the gene trpm5, whose product is annotated as transient receptor potential cation channel, subfamily M, member 5. Gene Ontology annotation, biological process: calcium ion transmembrane transport. The transcript has 20 exons. Lineage: Eukaryota; Metazoa; Chordata; Actinopteri; Gadiformes; Gadidae. The record is from RefSeq and is a predicted model, not a curated record. Bases 302 to 3007 code for a protein of 901 amino acids. Gene Ontology annotation, cellular component: membrane. Gene Ontology annotation, molecular function: ligand-gated calcium channel activity; calcium-activated cation channel activity.